AGCAGAAUCCAUUCGUUGGACCGUCCUUGCGUGCCAUGCCGAUGUUCCUCCUUACGCUGUUCCUAUUGGUGGAAUCGGCGGAACACUGCGAAAACUGUGAGUCUACAGCCUUCCUGCAAUACCGAGAGGUGACUCACGGCUUGGAUCUGAUGACGACGAACACAACGGGAGGACAUUGCGAGAAAUGCGUCUGCGAGUUUCUCGAGAGCAUCCCGGAAUGCGGCUAUGAGGUGGUGAAGGAUGCGACGAAGUGCGGAACUGAAGUGGGGAAAUGCACUUGGGUGAUUAUCAAAAAGGGUGCGAAGUGCAUCUUGAAGCCGAAGAAAUGCAAGAAGAAGGUUUGUCAGCAUAUCGCCAAGACAUGCCCAGUGGGGAAGAACUGCUUCAAGAAGAUGCCUUUCGACCGGUGCCUAGAUGAGCUCUCUGGAAGCAGCGACAUGGUGAAAACUGCCGUGAACGCCUUGAAGACGGCCAAGACCUUCGUGGUCAAAGACUUGAAACGAGAUGUGCUGCGUGGGCUGACGAGCGUAGGGAAUGACUUGCUAAAGUUUCUCACUGACACCUUCCCUGGAGGGAUUGAACAGCUUAUGAAACAGUUCAACGUCCUUGACAUGGCCAACUCAUUCUUGAAGAUGGUCAUCCAUAUUUAUGAGGAUUGCUAUGAUGGAUUGAAGUCCUUCUUCAAGAAGGUGAUGAAGAUCUUCCAAAAAGCCACGAAUGGUCCCUUAAAGCUUCCUCGGAACAAAGAUGGAGAGCACUGCGCGUUGAAGUGGGACAUGACGAUCUUCUUCUACACGGACUGUGGCUUGCGAGCAUACAGGAUUGGCAAUGAAUGUGGCAGGUCCUUUUUUGUUCGUACAAUCACAACCACUAUCCAC
This is a messenger RNA of Durusdinium trenchii, 878 nucleotides long. NCBI's taxonomy places the organism in Eukaryota, Dinophyceae, Suessiales, Symbiodiniaceae. The record is from the annotation of a GenBank genome assembly.